Molecule: messenger RNA, 693 nt
Organism: Prorocentrum cordatum
Lineage: Eukaryota; Dinophyceae; Prorocentrales; Prorocentraceae
Source: the annotation of a GenBank genome assembly
AUGUUGGACAUCGUGUGGAUGUUCCAGUACAAGUUCAAGGGCAUGGUGGCCGUGCCGGAGUGGCUGUCCAUCAACUUCAACCCAGUGUUCACCUCGUUGCACAUGCUGUUGGUGCUUGGCCUCGACAGGGACAUCUCAGACGAGGAUGCCAACUCCAUGCCACACCUGUACAAGGUCGGACCUGCCUGCAGGCUCUUCAACACGAAGGUGUUUGCCAAAUGGGUGGCCAUCGCAUGCUACCACGGCUUCAUCUGCUGGUUCAUCCCGUUCAACAUCUUCAUCAAGCCAGACAUAUCGGACCUGGACAAGAAGACACCUUCCGAGUUCUGGGUCUCUUCGGUCACCUCGUUCUCGUGCGUCGUCUUCGUGGUGUGUUUCAAGCUGAUGCUCGUCGCUCAGAACCCGUUGGGCCUGCACACAUGGCUGCCAACGCUCAUCACGCUCAUGAUGCUCUUUCUGGCCAUAUUCUGCUUCAGCUACGUGCUGUUUGGUCCCAAGAUGCAGCCCAACAUGAAAGGGAUCUUCGGCGACAUGUUCGGGAACAACGACGUUUACCUGUCGUUUGCCGUUGUCAUCGUGGUUGCGCUGAUUCCAGAUGUAAUCAUGGCCGCCGUCGGCAGGGUCCUCUUCCCCUCCGAGCUGGACUUGGCUCGCCGCGAGCCGCGCAAGAAGCAGGCCCCCGCCGAGCAGUGA